This is a messenger RNA of Micromonas pusilla CCMP1545, 1538 nucleotides long. RefSeq lists its product as uncharacterized. The record is from RefSeq and is a predicted model, not a curated record. The coding region runs from base 1 to 1410 and encodes 469 amino acids. The transcript has a single exon. Lineage: Eukaryota; Viridiplantae; Chlorophyta; Mamiellophyceae; Mamiellales; Mamiellaceae.
AUGGACGCCGCCGCCCCCGUCGCGCCCCUCCCCGCGCCGCACCUCGCGGACGCGCUCGCUCGGCGCCCGCGCGCGGCCGCGAAGCUCGUCGCCGCGGCGACGAUCGGCCCCGUCCGCCUCGCGGACACGUACUACGUCCGACGCCCCAUCGCGCGGCUCGCGCGCGCCGUCUCCGCGGUAAAUCUCCUCGACGCGACCGACGACGUCUUCUCGGCGAACGCGAGACUCAUCGCGCGCGAGGUCUGGGCGCGCUUCGACGACGCGCGGCGCUCGCUCGGCGCCAUCGACCGCGCGUACGACACGUCCCUCGCGUUCGCGACGACGUUUCGAACCAAGGCGCAGCGGGUGCGCGCGGAAGGGAUCGCGCACGCGCUCGCCGCGGACGCGCUCGUGACGCUGGUGACCCCGGGGCUGACGUUCGCGCCGGACGCGGUGCCGGACGCGCUGCGGCGCUUCGACGACGCCUCGCUUGAUGAAGCGGUUUUCGCGGAAGAAGAAUCAGAAGAUUCCGCGUCGGCGGCGGAUGCCGAGCUGCUCUCGGAGCUCUCGCGCCGCGCCGUCCCGACGGGGCCGGGGAACAACGUCGUCCCGCGCGGCGCGUACGAAAAGUCCCUCGCGUUCGCGACGUCGUUCCGCACGAGGGACGAGCGCGUGCGCGCGGAGGCGAGGGCGGCCGCGAAGGCCGAAACCGCGGCGAAGGACGUCGAGCGAAUGAAAUCGGAGCUCGCCGCGCUCAAAGCCCCCGGCGACGCCGUCGUCCCGCGCGGCGCGUACGAAGCCUCGCUCGCGUUCGCGACGACGUUCCGCACGAGGGAACAGAGGCUGCGCGCGGAGGGAGCGGCGGCGGCGGAGCACGAGGCGGAGAUCGCGCGUCGCCGCCGCGUCGCCGCGGUGAAAAUUCCGCGAGGCGCGUACGCGCGCGCUCUCAAGUUUACGACGGGCUACCGCACGGCGGCGCAGAGGAUCGCCGCGCACGCGUCUCGAGAGGGCGCGGAGGACGCCGCGCCAGGGGCGUACGAGAAGUCGCUCGCGUUCGCGACGGGGUUCCGAACGAAGAAGGAGAGGCUGAGGGCCGAGGCGAGGGCGCACGCGGUCGCCGCGGACGCGAUCGUGAGGCUGAACGCCGCCGCCGCCACCGUGUUUGAACACCACGACCUCGAGGAGGAGGCGCAGGUCGAGGAAGAAAACGAAAGACCCCGCGCGAGGAACAACAUCGUCUCGAGUCCCGCGAAGAGGCGAGCGCCGAGGACGCCGGAAGAGGCGGAGAAGAUCGCGAAGAUGGCGGACGAGAACGGCAUCUCGUACGACGAGAUGGAGCAUCUCGAGUACGAGUGGAGCAAGAAGGCGGUGUGGUGGGACGUCGCCCCGGAAGAGCGUUGGUCCGCGGGGAUCAAAGCGCACGCGUGGUGAGUUGGUUCGGAAUCGAUCUCGAUCUCGAUCGUGAUCGGCGGGCGAGCGACGCGCGACACGAGCAUCGAAGUGAGUACUGUACAUAUAUGCUUAUACCUGUUGUAAUGUAAUGAAAACGUCUCUUUUGU